Bolinopsis microptera is the source of this 3792-nucleotide messenger RNA. Its product is annotated as polyunsaturated fatty acid 5-lipoxygenase-like. Gene Ontology annotation, molecular function: metal ion binding; oxidoreductase activity, acting on single donors with incorporation of molecular oxygen, incorporation of two atoms of oxygen. Lineage: Eukaryota; Metazoa; Ctenophora; Tentaculata; Lobata; Bolinopsidae. Gene Ontology annotation, biological process: lipid oxidation. The record is from RefSeq and is a predicted model, not a curated record. Bases 1138 to 3489 code for a protein of 783 amino acids. The transcript has 14 exons.
ACUUGCAAAUGCAGCUUUUUGCCGGACGUUCUGUCUAAUUGCUUAGUGAUGUAGUGUACUCUCUGUGCAAGAUGUGUGCCUACUCAUGGGCCAGUUUUGAAUUUAAACCGGAUUUUAUCUUUUCCGGAUUAUUUUUGUUCCCGAUGGCAUCUAUUCCGAAUAAUAUCUUGUUAUGCCAUCUUUGCCGUCCCGAUUUCUUUCGUGGGCCGAUUUGGCUUAGCAUAAUCAAUAGUAACGGCAAAGAUGACCUAAUAAUUAUUAAUACAAAGAUGAAGUCCUUCAAAAUAUAAGAAUUAGAAACAUUUAUAAUAUUCCUGGUAUGUUUAAGAUAGUUGACAGCACGUUUCUUGGGCGGAUCUCAACAGAGAAAUUAUAGAGCCAGAGUUACCAAAAUAUCUAGUUGUUAAAUAGACAUGGUCCAUGAGUAAUAUAUAAAGAUAUAAGGUAGUUUUAUAGUUUCGUGGGAAACCUUGGUCGAUAGGUUUUAAAUCUUAAUGCUUCUAGCGUAUAACAGGGCGAAGAAUUGUGCAGCUGAACCCGUUUGAAUGCAAUUAUUGAGAGUACAUUUAUAAAUCCCACAGGCACAUACCUCAAAUAGAAACUGUGAUAUUUUUUCUAUCCGAAUUAUCUUAGCCUAGCAGUCGACUCCUAUUCUUGAUUCUACAAACGCACAUACGCUUCAAUUGCUUACGUUGUUACUUUACAUCCUUCGCACUUCGCCUAUCGUUUGUUGAAGUACCAACCUAUUCGUUAAUAUUUUACCUAUGAAAUCUCUUUUAAAUAAUAAACUUACUUUUCAAAUUUCAUCCACUACACGGACUUAUGUUGUGUUGACUUUUUCUGCCUCUUCAAACUUCUACUUGUACGUGCCUUCCGGUAUAUAGUCGACACAAUAUGGUCUACAACAUAUGAUAAUGUAUACCACCGUUUGCAAAAGUACAGUUGACACUAGACACACUUUGAAUAUUUAGACACGAAUCUAUGCAGCGAGAAGACGUAAUAGUAAGACGUUGAUUGAGGAAAUCGCAUAUGCUGCUCGCGAAACUGCAAUUACUCCAAUUUCCUAGACAUUCGUAGUCGCACUCUGCUCGUUAUCAUCGAUCCUAUUUUGUGCAUAUUAUAGACUCGUCAGUCGUCAUGUAUUACUGUUUGAAGGGAUUGCACGAGCGAGCCAGAUCAGCGAGGGCAGCAGUAGCAGCUACUGAUGCAGCGGAAGCAGCACUUAUUAAAGAGAAAGAUGUAGUGGUCAAUGCUAAAUCGAUCCUCGCCUCCAAAGUAGCCCCGUACGUGUUGAUAAUACACACCGGCACAAACAACCCUGCCCUGGAUAAGAUUGAGAAAUGGGAGGAUGGCAGGAUGAGCUUCAUUCUCAACCCUCAGACCACACAGGCCUCCCCACUCUUCCACGUAAAGGAGCUCUUCUCAGCCAACAGGGAGUCUCACAUCAGAGUCAGCAAGUAUCUCCCAGACUUUGUGGGUAUCCCGGAACAGCUAAAGAUUUCUGUGGAAAGUAAUAAGCUGGAGAUCAUUAAGGAGGCCCUGUACAUAAGGGAGAUCACAAUACUGUACAAACACAAGUUUUACAGGUUCCCAGUAAAUGACUACCUGUUCCCCCACAACCCCCUACUGAUGGACCCGCAGGAUGUGUACGAUGGGUGUCCUCCAUAUGUCAUCUCCAAGUGUGGUAAAGGUACUUUCCUGGCGAAUGAGACGGAUCCAGCAGUACUGGCUGCUAGAAUGAAAGAGCUUGAGUUGAGAAGAAAGCAUCUGGACUGGGCCCCGAACAAUGGACCUCAUGUUAUUCCGGGGUGCACCAAACAGGUCAACUACGACAAGCUCCCCCGCUUCCUCAAGUUCAAGAAUGCUAGACAGAAGGCUUUCCAGCUCAAUCUCAGACGAGGGCACAAUAUGAUGAAGCGAACUGUCAUCGAGAACAAAAUAAGCGUCAUUUUUGGUAAAGACACUCCGGAACACUUCAAAAGCUUCAAAGAGUUUGAAACAUUGUUUGUAGAACUAGCAGAGGAUCACGGGUAUGAUUUGGGGAUGGUAGACGAUGUAUUGAGCGUCAUUAAGUACUGGAAAACAGACGAAGAGUUCACGAGACAGGAGUUAGCAGGAAUCAACCCAGCUCGGAUCAUAAAGAUCACCACUUUGCCGGACACGUGGGACAACAUGUUGGACAUGCCGGAGCAUGUCAUGGGGGAGGGGGUCUCGCUGCAGGCAGAGUUGGAAGCAGGGCGGAUGUACAUGAUAGACACGAACAUGCUAGAAGUAGUAGGAGACGGGGGUAUUCUCAUGCCAAUCCUAACAGGGUUCUCUCUACCCAUGAUCGUGUCUCUCGGUGACUGUCUCUAUUAUCACGACAGGGUGGCAGACACUCUGAGACCCGUUGCUAUCAGGCUGGAAUACAAGAACGGGGGAGAAGCACCAACUUUCUGGUUUCCACCCAAACCAUCAGACUCAGAGAUAUCUCCCGAGUAUCUGUCUUGGCUUCAAGCCAAACUUUACUUCAGAUCUUCAAAUAUGCAGAUUCACGCUAUCCUGACUCACUUUGUUCGGGCUCAUGCUGUGGUUGAGGUGUUUGCUAUUGCCAUGUACCGCUGUCUACCCAAACAACAUCCCCUACACAAACUCCUCCAGCCUCAUCUGAUGGGCGUCAUCCCAAUUAACGUGCAGGGUCGAGAGUUCUUGACGAAGAGUACCGGAGUGAUGGCAGCUCUGAUGGCAUCAGGAGAUAAGUUGUGGAGUCUGGCUGAUGUGUUCAUGAAACAGUUCCGCUACGAACACCUCCUUCACCCUGAGGACGUUAAGAGGCGUGGAGUUGAGGACAUACCCAACUACCACUACAGAGACGAUGGCAUGAUGUGGUGGAACAACUUAAAACAGUACUGCGAGGAGUUUAUUGCUCUUCACUACACUUCUGACGAGCUUGUUAAGGGGGACUCUGAGCUACAGAACAUGGUCGAUGAGAUCAAGAACCAAGGUUACAAACGGCUCCCAGAGCAAGGAGGCUUCCCCGGCUCCCUGGACACGAUCGAGCAGCUGAUUGAAUACACCACCGCUCUCAUCUGGAACGGCUCUAUCUGGCACACAGCUGUCAACUUCGGGCAGUUCAACUACUUGGCUUUCGUACCAAACGCACCAUGCGCCAUGACCAUGCCUCCACCUCCACAAGACGAGACUAUAACCAUGGAGAGGAUCCUCCUGUCACUGCCGGUAAAAGAGAUGGCACGAGUACAGAUAGACAUCUCCUACUCCCUCUCCCUCUUCUCCCCGGUGGAGAAGUUCUACCUGGGUAGUGUGAGGGAGGAGAAGGAGGACCUGAGGACAGAGACCAUGAUGGUUGAUGAGAAGGAGGUGCAGUGCAUUGAGAGGCUUGUAAACAGGCUCACUGAUAUGCAGGAACAUAUUGACAAGAGGAACGAUGGACUCAAGAUGCCUUACAUGAUCAUCAGACCGGAUUUGACUCCCCUUACCGUACAAACGUGAUGGAAGGACUGUUUUUCUGUUUAAUUUUUUUUCUUUCGUGACCGUAACUUGAUAAAUAAAGCUUUACUAAACUUUGCAUGGUACAUGGUUUAAUAAAAUAUAUUAAUAUUAAGUUAUCUUUGACUGUUUGUACUUGUAGGGUACUUUUGAAAUGCGAUCAUUUAUUUCCCAUUUCAGACUUGUAAAAGUCUUGAUAUUUUAACUUUAAUUGACAAUUGAACAUAUUUUGUUGCCAAAUUAUCAUUUUAUGUCAUGUUGAGUUAAUAAUUUGUUAUUACUUUAUUCCUGCUAUCAUUGCACUUC